Molecule: messenger RNA, 2172 nt
Organism: Prunus avium (sweet cherry)
Lineage: Eukaryota; Viridiplantae; Streptophyta; Magnoliopsida; Rosales; Rosaceae
Biological process (GO): transcription by RNA polymerase III
Cellular component (GO): RNA polymerase III complex
Source: RefSeq, a predicted model, not a curated record
UCAGCCGCUCGAUUUUUUUUUUCUCUUCACUUCUUCGAGUCUCUCCAUCAGAUCUGCCUCUCUCACUGAACCUCCUCUCCCUGACCAAAUCCGUCGACUUCUUCUUCCAAUCUCUCUUAUCUGUUAGUCACUGUCGCUCCCUCUCUCUCUCUCUGUCACUCUCGCUCUCUCUCUCUCUCUCUCUCUCUCUCAGUCAAUCUCGCUCUCUUUCUCUCUCAGUGACUCUUGCUCGCUCUCUCUCUGCUCUCUCUCACGGUCACUCUCGCUCUCUCUCUGUCACUCUCACUCUCUCUCAGUUUUGAGUUUUCCUUACUCGAAUUUUUCUGUCAAAUUGAGCCGCAAAUUCUCAUUUCACGAGUUAGGGCUUUGAGAUUGAUUUUGAAGGCAAAGGAAAGGAAGUUAGUUGUUGCUGGUUGUGCUUUUAUUUCUGAUUGAUUUUGAAGGCAAAGGAAAGGAAGUUAGUUGCUGCUGGUUGUGCUUUUAUUUCUGGUAAAUUUCUGUAUUUUUUUGGUUCUUGGUUUAGUUGUUAUUUUUAGUUGCUGCUGGUUAUGCUUUUAUUUCUGGUAAAUUUCUGUAUUUUUUUGGUUCUUGUGGAAGUUGUUAUUUUUAGUUGCUGCUGGUUGUGCUUUUAUUUCUGUAUUCAGCAAGAUCCAUUGGCGAAUUUGGGCUUCAAAUACAACAAGAACAACCCAAUAGGAAAUUUGCCCAUCUUGCCCACCGUCAUGACCUGACCCGAAUACAGAAUUGGGUCUCUCCUCCACAGGCCAGCCCAUAGCUCUUGAGUGCCUCUCCUCGCUCGACUGCUCCAAGGACCAGCGUGCGUGCGUCCAGUCUUCCUCCUCAGUCCGACGGCAACUCCUCCAUCUUCUCCAUCUGUAACUCCUCUUCUUCCUUUCUUCUUUCUUCUUCAGUCCUAUUCUUCAUCCUAUUGCAGUUUCUCAGCAACCAAACUAUAAAAGUCAAUGGCGUAUAGAGGUCGUGGACGCGGUGGAUUUGGAGGAGGUGGCGGCGGUUUUGGCUAUGCCACUCAAGUUCCUUUUGAGCUUUUUCCUGAUAUUGAUUUGCCUAAUGUCAAAGGUAUACUUGAUCCAGAUAAAAAGAUAUACCAGGGUAAGAGUGAGGAAGAAAACUUAGUCAAUCAAAGUCGCAAGUUUCAAAAAAUAUGGAAAGGCUCUCCUUUUUAUCUUGAGCAGACCACUUCAAAGGAGAGGCAAAGCACAGAAGUAGAAAGAUAUUCUGACAGGUUGAAGCCAAAAACCACGAUAAGACGCGGUGCUCUUUUUGAUAUAUUGGAGCUCAAGGGAUUUCCCCAAGAACUGACUGGAGGUUCAAGGGCGCAGCAACCAGGCCGAAAGAGAGUUCGAUGGAAUCCUGACUCAGAGCUGCAGAAGUUAGAUUUAUUUGAAAAGCUUGAACAGCGUCAGGGUAAUAAUGAUGGAAAAGAAAAGAAAGAAGGUGAAGGUGAGGAUGAAGAUGAAGAAGAAGAGGAGGAGGAGCCAGAAGAAGACUUCAGUGAUGAUGAUUAUCAGAAGAACCAAGAUUUCGAUGACGACGACGACGAUUUUAAUAUGGAAGAUGAUGGUGAUGAUGAACCUCUUUUGUAGUGAGACGGUGUCGCAUACGAGGCUGCUCAAAACAUACACAAAUCUCCCUCAUUUCUCUUCCAUCAAAUGGAGUAUCCGGCUAUUGUUUGUUUUCUUGUAGGAUUGUACAUUCAAUUACUAGUUUUUUGUUACAAAGCUCUUGCUCUUCUAGGAAAAGAUAUCGGUCUAAUGUGACGAUGAUUACAAAUAGAAAGUAGGUUAUGUGGAAUCAAAAUGUGUAGGUUAGGCAAUGGAUUCGAUUCCCCGUCUUUUUGGUUUUUAAUAUUGGUAAUUAGGGCUUGUAGUUUACUUAAGCUUGCAAUCGACCCUAAAUCUGUUAAAUUUGUUAAAUGGGUGUAUGAAAAGUUGACAAGCUUAGCACAUUGUUAAAUGGGACUAUUUGGUGUUCUAAGAUUGUUUAUUUUUUUGGGGUUUCUUCUUUUCUUGAUUUGUGUAUUUACUCACCCCGCCAUUUGCUCCUACUGAGUCUACUGCCUUUUUUUAUGGUUUUGCAUACCCUUGGAUUCCAUCUUUGUUAUGAUAUGAUAAAAACGAAUGUUUCUGCUAUAAAUGAAAUGGUUUUGGAUUU